Aptenodytes forsteri (emperor penguin) is the source of this 2071-nucleotide messenger RNA. RefSeq names its product transcription elongation factor A3 (gene TCEA3). Gene Ontology annotation, cellular component: nucleus. Gene Ontology annotation, molecular function: zinc ion binding; nucleic acid binding. The record is from RefSeq and is a predicted model, not a curated record. Bases 228 to 1490 code for a protein of 420 amino acids. Lineage: Eukaryota; Metazoa; Chordata; Aves; Sphenisciformes; Spheniscidae. Gene Ontology annotation, biological process: transcription elongation by RNA polymerase II; DNA-templated transcription. The transcript has 14 exons.
UGGCCGGGACAGCCCCACCUCCUUUCUGCUUUCUCUCCCUUCCCUUCCCUUUCUUUUCCCCUUUUUUCCCCCCCUCUCUUCUCCUUUCCACCCCGGCCGCCGCUUUGCACCCGGCUGCUCUUCCACCCCUGCCCGAACCCCCAUGCUGGCAGCGCCGAGCUCUGCCUGCUGCCGGCUUGGUUUUGCUCCACCGGCCACCGAAGCCCGGCGAGCGGCGAGCCGCCGGCAUGGGGCCCGCUGAGGAGCUGGUCCGGAUUGCCAAGAAAUUGGAUAAGAUGGUGGCCAGGAAGAGCACGGAAGGGGUGCUGGAUCUGCUCAAGUCCCUCACCGGCUACACCAUGACCAUCCAGCUGCUGCAGACCACGCGGAUCGGGGUGCCCUGUGCUGGUUUGGGUCGUGCCUGUGACGCCCAAAUCCUUCCCCUAGAGUCCACCACCCCGAAGAAGGAGAAGGACGUGGAUGGGAAGAAGGAGAAGGACACGGACGGGGAGAAGGAGAAGAAGGAGAAGGGGCUGGAUUUUCCCAGCUGCCCCAACGAAGGGGUGAAGCACCCCAAGAGCCGGGCUGAGAAGCACAGGGAGAAGCACAAGGAGAGGAAGCCCAGCAAGUCCGGCUCUCGUGCCUCCACCCCCCGGGGCCACCCUGCCGACUCCGUCCCGGAGAGAGAGUCCAGCGAUGGCCGGAGCCCCACUGCGUCCUCGAAGAAGUCACCUCCAGACAGCAAGAAAGAGAGGAGAGACUCUGCCGACUUGAGGUCUUCCACCACCUCGGCCGUCUCCUCCUCUUCCUCCCCGCAGAAGAGACCGUCAGGGGAGAGGAGAGCCUCUGUGGGCAGCAGCCCCUUGCCAGCUUCCACCGCCUCCCAGAGAAACUCCAGUGACGGCAAGGAGGAAAGGGCCAACAGCAGCAAGGCCAAACCGGAGCGGAGGCGGACCCCCACCAGCCCCCCCUUCUCACCCAGCCCCUGCCUCCUGGCCCCCUGCUAUCUCACGGGGGACUCGGUGCGGGACAAGUGCAUCGAGAUGCUGACGGCCGCCCUCCGCAUGGACGACGACUACAAGGAGUUCGGUGUCAACUGUGAGAAGAUGGCAUCGGAGAUCGAAGACCAUAUCUUCCAGGAGCUGAAGAGCACGGAUAUGAAGUAUCGCAACCGGGUGCGGAGCAGGAUCAGCAACCUGAAGGACCCCAAGAACCCCAGCCUGCGGAGGAACGUGCUGUGUGGGGCCAUCCUGCCCAGCCUCAUCGCUCGCAUGACCGCCGAGGAGAUGGCCAGCGAUGAGCUGAAGGAGCUGAGGAACGCCAUGACCCAGGAGGCCAUCCGGGAGCACCAGAUGGCCAAGACGGGUGGCACCGUCACCGACCUCUUCCAGUGUGGCAAGUGCAAGAAGAAGAACUGCACGUACAACCAGGUGCAGACGCGCAGCGCCGACGAGCCCAUGACGACAUUCGUGCUGUGCAACGAAUGCGGGAAUCGCUGGAAGUUCUGCUGACGGCGCCCGGCGAUGGGGCUGGAGGGGACGCGGUGCGAGAUGGGAUGCUGUGACGGCCACAUCGGGCAGCCGGGGUAGGGAGGGAGGGUGACGGGACGGCGCCGGUCCCUGCAUCCCGGCUCCCUGUUUCCUUGCACCGGGCUCCCUUGAACAUCCCGGGGAGCCGGGCUACGGCAACAGGCGGGUUUGCUCGGGAAGACCCUGGUGAAUUCGAGCGGUUCCUCCCUGUAAAUACCUUUGCUUGGGGUGCGCUGGGAGUCCACUGAGAACAGACACAUCCCUGGAAAGGGAGCCUGGUCUGACCUGGGCAGCUUGCCCUUCCCUGGGGGAAAGCUGGACUUGGAUGAUUUGGGGGGCAGGAGGGACGUUGCCCUGUGGAUGUGGGGCUGUGCCACUGUCCUGGGGGCCGGGGGUGGGAAGGGGGCCAGGUUUUACCCCCAAACACCUUCUUCACCUAAGUGCACAGAGUGGGAGGACACGGAGGGAGACAGGGUGGUUGCAGGGUGGCUGGAUGCCGGAGGGAUCUGUGACACAUGGACUUGGCUCAAGGGAACUGUGUCCCCGGGAAAGAAGAAGGGGUG